CCGCCUCCACUUACCUUCCUUCAAAAAAUUUAGCAUUUCCAAAAUAUUUAUAACAUAAAGUUUUUUUUUUUUAAUUAAAAAAAUAAAAUAAAAAACUUAGGAAAAAAAAAUGAUUAUUAUUUAAUUAUAUAUUAAGAUAUGAUUUAAGAGAGAUAAAGGGCUUGAAGAGGUUCCUCUUCUCUUCUCUCUUCUUAGAUUUUGCUUCAAAUUCAGAAUAACCAAAAACUUUCUUCUCAUUUUCAGAGAUUUUCAUAGAGAUUUAGAUUUCGACACUGUAGAGAAAGAGAGAGAGAAAAAUUGAUUUUUUUUUUUUUUUGUGAGUAACAUGCAAUAGAUAUUAUUUAUUGUUGUUAAUAUAUAUUAUAUAUAAAAUGAGAGAGAGAAAAAAGAGUUGAAGAUUGUUGUUGUUCAAUUUUGGAAUGGUUCAUCAAUUACCCUUUUUCUGAUUUUGAUUUCUUUGCUUCGUUUUGGUUCCUUUUCAACACUGUUCCUUGAUUUUGUAAAGACAUGUUGGAGAAUCGUUCCUGUGUUGUUCCGAGGUCGUUUUGUAGCACUUGUGAAACAGAGAACGAUUGGUCUUACAUGAAGUACAUGCUGGAUUUAGACAUAAAAAAUGGCAAAAGACCAAUGGAAAUUGAUGCUGCUGAGGAUGAACAUCAUCCUAGGAAGUGUACUAAGAUGUUGGAAUCUUGUCACAUAGUUGAAACGGUUCGUAUCUCCUUUCAACAGCCUAAGGAUUCUGAUGUUUCUCAAAUGAAUCAGAAAACCAUUGAGCCAUUGAAUGAUGGUGAUUCAAUGGAUUCAUCAGAUUCUGGUAUUCAGCAAUCUGAUGAAGAACAGCAUGCUGGAGAUUCGUCGGAUUCUGGUUCUCUUUUGCCGCGGAUGAACCGAGACAGCUCAAUUGCUUGUCUUAGCCGCUGUUCAAGGUCUGAUUAUGGUUCGCUGGCUUCGUUGAACAGUAGUUUUCGUAACAUAAUCAGAAGUGGCGAGCUCUAUAGAUGGAGGAGAAUAAAUGGUAUCAAGGAACAUUGGGUUUAUUUCUCAUGUGCGCUUCUUGAAUGGGAAGCGUAUGAUCCUAUUCGUCAAAGGUGGAUGCAUUUGCCGAGGAUGGCUUCAAAUGAAUGCUUCAUGUGUUCUGAUAAAGAAUCUUUAGCUGUAGGAACCGAACUUCUCGUGUUCGGGCGGGAGCUUAGGUCUCAUGUGAUUUAUAGAUACAGUCUUUUGACUAACUCGUGGUCCUCGGGAAUGAGAAUGAAUGCUCCAAGAUGUUUAUUUGGCUCCGCAAGCCUCGGAGAGAUUGCAAUAUUAGCAGGUGGUUGUGAUUCGGAGGGACGUAUACUCGACUCAGCUGAACUAUACAACUCCGAGACACAAACAUUUGAACUACUCCCGGCAAUGAAAAAACCACGGAAGAUGUGUUCUGGUGUAUUCAUGGAUGGAAAAUUUUAUGUUGUAGGUGGAAUCGGAGGACGCGAUUCAAAGCUUCUUACAUGCGGUGAGGAGUACAAUUUACAAACUAGAACAUGGACCGAGAUUCCUAACAUGUCCCCCGGACGAAGUACUAGGGGUUCUGAGAUGCCUGCUGCAACCGAAGCGCCGCCUCUCAUUGCUGUUGUAAAUAAUGAAUUGUAUGCUGCUGAUUACGCUGACAUGGAAGUAAAGAAGUACGACAAGGAAAGAAAAUUGUGGAUUACCAUUGGUAGACUUCCGGAAAGAGCAAUGUCGAUGAAUGGUUGGGGGCUUGCAUUUAGGGCAUGUGGAAAUAUGCUUAUUGUCAUCGGUGGACCUAGGACUCACGGUGAAGGUUACAUUGAACUCAAUUCUUGGGUCCCUAGCGAAGGUCCUCCACAAUGGCGUCUACUUGAUCGAAAACGAUCCGGUAACUUUGUCUAUAAUUGUGCUGUGAUGGGUUGCUGAAGCAUUCAACAGUUCAAAAAUUACACAUUUUGAAGCAACUUUGAUUCAUCGUAUGUCCAUCGACACAACAUUCUUGCUAAUUGGUACUUUCCCCUUUCUAUGAUAUUUUCGUUUCGAAUGCAGGGGAUGAGAUUAAGACAUUAAUCAAGAUUAGGAAGGAGCACUUCAGUCUUUUAAUUAUAUGUCCAAAAUUUAAUUCACUUUUUUUUUUUGUUCCAUUGAAAAAUUUGUAUCAUCACCCCAUUUUCAUUGACAAGAUUUUUCAAAGCUUGGUAUCAUGUAGCAAAGGAAAUAGGUUAAAUAAUUCAAGUUCCAACACAGAUUUAGGUUACUUGUGUUUGUUUGUUUAAGCUUCUCUUGAAGGAAUGAAAUAAUUUUCUGGAUUAUUAUUAUGUAUUGAUUCAAUUUUCCAUUGGAAUUCAUGGAUUUUGUAUCUUCAA
Molecule: messenger RNA, 2357 nt
Organism: Trifolium pratense (red clover)
Lineage: Eukaryota; Viridiplantae; Streptophyta; Magnoliopsida; Fabales; Fabaceae
Product: F-box/kelch-repeat protein SKIP11-like
Exons: 2
Coding region: 508-1917 (469 amino acids)
Cellular component (GO): nucleus
Molecular function (GO): protein binding
Source: RefSeq, a predicted model, not a curated record